AUGGCUCUGUAUUCAGAACCCCCGCCGCUGCGUCUGUAUAGCCAGGAUAAGCCGACAUUGUUGGUGUGCUGGUGGAUCACCAUGUUCUGCGCCAUAAUCAUCACGCUCCGGGUCGUAGGGCGGUUCAUCCGGACCGAGAAGCUUUUUAGGGAGGAUAAGACGGCGGCCCUGGCGCUCGUGCCUCUGUUCCUGCGCAUGGGCGUCGUCCAUGUCGUUCUAACCUACGGCACCAACAACGCCCAGUUACAGGACGCCGGGCUUUCGGACGACCAACUCCACAAAAGGUCCAUCGCCAGCGGCCUGGUUCUGCUGAGCAGGAUCUUCUACGCCGCCACGUUAUGGGUGCUGAAGUACGCCAUCGUCGAGUUCUUCCGACGGCUCAACGUCACCUGGAGACGGACGUACGAGCUGUCCUUGUUGUUCAUCCGCGGUUUCCUCAUUGUCACCUUCCUCGCCGUGGUGAUCAGCGACCUGGCCGAAUGCCGGCCUUUCUCCCAUCACUGGCAGGUCCUCCCCGAUCCGGGGGGACAAUGCCGUCAGGGGUAUGCGCAGCUCCUGACCAUGGCCGUCUGCAAUAUCACGACCGACCUGAUGCUCGUCGUCUUUCCCGUCCCCGUCAUCCUGAGCAGCGCCAUGACCGCAAAGCGCAAGCUCCAGCUCGUGCUCCUCUUCUCCCUCAGCCUCGCGCCCGUCGUCGUCACCAUCUACCGAGUCCCAAAGAUCCUCAGACACCACGGGAGCCAGCAGACCCGCUCCCUCUACGCCUCCAUCGAGCUGCUCUUCGCCACCGCCGCGGCGAACGCCCUCGUGCUGGGCUCCUUCGUCCGAGACCGGGGCGUGAAGAAGCGGCGGUUCAAGUACGACUCCAUCGCGGGCGCCUCCGUCGACCGCUCGACCGCAUCCGAGCACCGCCGCCCGACCAUGCUCCGACACUGGGGCAGCGACGAGGACCUCGUGAGGGACCUGGGCCUCGGUGUGAAGCCCGAGCUGCGAGAGACCCAGUCGUCGCUGGCCGAGAACCGCCUGUACGUCCCCGCCCCGCCCGUCCACGCGCACCACGACAUGACCGCCUGGCGGUUUCCGGCGGGGCGCCACGACCGGCCGGACUCCUCCCCCCGACGGAGCGACGACGACCACCACGCCGACAGCAAGUCCACGACGCGCAGCGACUCGAUCGCCACGCACCGCCGCGUGUCCUUCUUCGAUUACGGCGGCCUCCUCGACGACCAGACCUCCUCGCCGACGACCAACUCGCGAGAAGAGAGCUCUUCCCGAGAUCCAACCCGCAAGUUCGGCUCCGCUUCCGGCUCUGGCUCUGGCUCUGCUUCCGGUUCCGGCUCCGGCUCCGACUCAUCGCCGACCCGGGUGCCUGAGCCGGCCGUGCCCGCGAGCGGGAACGGGUUCCUGAGGGGCUCGGCCGCGCUGCUCCAGGACCUCGGAGGGUUCUGGGGACCGGCCGGAUCGAGGAGCGCCAGGACGCCGAAACAGGGGACUAAGGGCGGAGGAAGCAGCAGCCGCCCUUCGCCGACCGAGCAAGCUUCGACCGAGGGGUCGAUGUCGCCGCAGCAGCGGGAUGGGCUCCCGAGUUGGGAUGAACAGCAGCCGCAGCUGAUGGAUGUUGGUGGGCUGCUUGAUCCGCCUGGUGGGCAACAACACUAA
Messenger RNA from Thermothelomyces thermophilus ATCC 42464, 1659 nucleotides. RefSeq lists its product as uncharacterized. Bases 1 to 1659 code for a protein of 552 amino acids. Lineage: Eukaryota; Fungi; Ascomycota; Sordariomycetes; Sordariales; Chaetomiaceae. The record is from RefSeq and is a predicted model, not a curated record. The transcript has 2 exons.